Messenger RNA from Phyllostomus discolor (pale spear-nosed bat), 3516 nucleotides. It is a transcript of the gene LPAR6, whose product is annotated as lysophosphatidic acid receptor 6. Lineage: Eukaryota; Metazoa; Chordata; Mammalia; Chiroptera; Phyllostomidae. Gene Ontology annotation, molecular function: lysophosphatidic acid receptor activity. Gene Ontology annotation, cellular component: membrane. Gene Ontology annotation, biological process: phospholipase C-activating G protein-coupled receptor signaling pathway; positive regulation of Rho protein signal transduction. The record is from RefSeq and is a predicted model, not a curated record. The coding region runs from base 975 to 2009 and encodes 344 amino acids. The transcript has a single exon.
AAAAUUCCCUGAGAGAUGAUAAAUGGCCAUUAUCCCAGCCGGCAUUUCCACACACAAAAAAAGAGUUAGUGGCCAGAAGUCUCAGCUAAACAGUGACCAUUUGCAAGUCUCCAAGGUAUAUCCUCAGCAGACACAUUAUCAGAUUAAAGAAUUGCAAACAAACUGGGCUGAAACCUUUCUUUGUCCAAGCCCAGCCUCUUCUUCCUGUGAUGUCACAUUACAAAUCUAGCAAGCCUUUAUUUUGCACUUCAGACAAAGUCCAUCACACAAUACAGCUGGCAAGGGAAGAAAAGCCCUCAUUCAGCAAGAGCUAACACGCUUAGGAAUUUAUUUUGAAACAUUUAAAAGACUCUUCUGCUUACCACCACCUGGGAUCCACUACCAGAGCACCAAAAAGGAAAACUUCAUUUUAAAAAAGCAAGAAGUAAAUAGACCGAAUUGGAAAUGUUUAAAUCUCUGAAAGUCUGCAUUGAAAAAGCAAAAUAAAAUUGCUAACUUCAGCUUAAACAUUCUGGAGCAUAAAGAACUUUAAUCUUGGAAUAUUAUCCUGACUACUGGAAUGCAAGUUUCCUGAAAGAGUAGUAGAUCUAUUCUAUCUCAGAGCACAACAUUUCUUUACAAUUUAUAAUCCAAUGGGUUGGCUUCACUAACUACAUUUUUUAAAGGUUGCUUGUCACUUAACAAGCCCUGGAUUCACAGAUUUUUCUGGAGAGUAGAAAAACUCUCCAGAGAAAGAGACUAUUUUCCUGUUGAAGAACCAAGUGGAAACUUUACAGCAACAAAUUUUGUUUCUUUUGGAAACUCUGGAGAAAAAUGAAAUAUUUAUGAAACCAUCCAAAAAUCCAAAGAAUUUACAAAUACGCUGGAGGUUUUAAAGUGGUCACAAUCUGAAUACCAAAGGAGGCUGCUGCUAACCAAAGGAGGCUGCUGCUGACCAAAGGACUUCAACACAGUAAACUGAACGUGCCUUUAUAAUGGUAAGCAAUAACAGCUCCCAAUGCUCCUAUGAUGACUCCUUUAAGUAUACUUUGUAUGGGUGCAUGUUUAGUAUGGUGUUUGUGCUUGGGUUAAUAUCCAACUGUGUUGCCAUAUACAUUUUCAUCUGCACCCUCAAAGUGCGAAACGAAACUACAACGUACAUGAUUAACUUGGCAGUGUCAGACUUGCUUUUUGUUUUCACUCUACCCUUCAGGAUUUUUUACUUUACAGCACGGAAUUGGACAUUUGGGGAUUUACUUUGUAAAAUUUCAGUGAUGCUGUUUUACACCAACAUGUACGGAAGCAUUCUGUUCUUAACCUGCAUUAGUGUAGAUCGAUUUCUGGCAAUUGUCUACCCAUUUAAGUCAAAGACUAUAAGAACCAAACAAAACGCAAAAAUUGUUUGCAUUGCUGUGUGGUUAACUGUGAUAGGAGGAAGUGCACCAGCAGUUUUUUUUCAGUCUACCCACUCUCGGGGUAACAAUACCCCAGAAGCCUGCUUUGAAAAUUUCCCAGAAGCCACAUGGAAAACCUAUCUCUCAAGGAUUGUAAUUUUCAUUGAAAUAGUGGGAUUUUUUAUUCCUCUAACUUUAAAUGUAAUUUGUUCUAGUUUGGUGCUAAGAACUUUAAAUAAACCUGUUACAUUACAUAAAAGCAAAAUAAACAAAACCAAAGUUUUAAAAAUGAUUUUUGUACAUUUGGUCAUAUUCUGUUUCUGUUUUGUGCCUUAUAAUAUCAACCUUAUUUUAUAUUCUCUUAUGAGAACACAGACAUUUGUUAAUUGCUCAGCAGUAGCAGCAGUAAGGACAAUGUACCCAAUCACUCUCUGCAUUGCUGUUACCAACUGUUGCUUUGACCCAAUAGUUUACUACUUCACGUCAGACACAAUUCAGAAUUCAAUAAAAAUGAAAAACUGGUCUGCUAGGAGAAAUGACUCCAGAUUCUCUGAUGUUCAAGGCACGGAGAACUUUAUUCAACAUAGCCUACAGACCUUAAAAACUAAGAUAUCUGACAAUGAAUCUGCAAUAUAAACUGCUUGAAAUAAAACUACUGGAACUUCACUGGGACAGAACCUCCAAGUUGCUUCAACUGUGAAAAGCUCUCUUUUUUCACCUUUGAAAGAAAAAAAGCUUGUGGACAUUUUAAAGUUUUUAGUACUAAAAAAAGUUGUAUUCAAUGUUUAAGAAUUCAAAUGUAUCCUGUUCUUGUAUCCACUCCAUUUUAUUUUUCUUAGCCAUUUUGAUUUGUACCUUUCUCUUCAUUAAAAAAUCCCUUAAAAAGUUGUUCAAAAGCUAAAAGUGAUUAUAAUUUAAAUCACUGGUGACCAUCUGUACUGUCUUUGAAGUUCUUAAUAAUUUUACAUUAAAUGAUUUAUAAAUAUUAAAUUUUUAAGUAAUAUUUUUAUUCAACAUAUGUCUAAUUUCUAUUUCACUUGAAUUGAGACUACUAAUCAUGUUUCUUAUGCUAUAAUAACAUAAAUGAGAACAGAGUAAUAUAAAAAAUAAGUGUUUUUGGAGUAUUUUAAAAAAUAGCUAAAAAUGUCUUCUGUAGAAGAAUGACAUGCUGAUACAAUCUGAGGAUCUCGAGCAGUUACACUUACAGAUAAUAUUAAUGAUUCUGUAGUUGUGUGCAAUUAAUAAAAAACAGAUGAUAUCUAACUAUAUAGUAUAACAUGCUUUAAAAUUACUACUUGAUCCAUUUUCUGGCUUUAACAGCACCCAAUUUCAUAAUGAUAUAUGCUAUAAAAAUUGAGGAGAAAACUGUUAUUUUGCUAUGUAAAUGUUUAAAAAAAUAAAAUAACACUAAAAGUACAUUUUAAAGGUAUACUUAUAUCACACUAAAUAACUUGUAUUUUAAGUAUUUUAGGUUACAGAAACACCAGAUAGUGAGACAGUAAAAUAUAGUACUUAGUAAUCAAUGUAUGUAUUACUUCCCUUCUAUCUUUGAUCAUUUAAAGCCAAAUAAUGAAUAGCUGAAAAUGUUAUUUCAAGUAAUCAAAAUGUUACUGUAUAGUUAAUAAUUUAUAAAGUAAGGACAUGGUUUCUUACAUGAAAACCAGUAAAACUACAGGGCCAAAUAACUAAACAUAACUACAUUUUCAUUUCACUAAAUAUAAGAAAGGUACUGCUUUGAGCUAUAACAUAGAUAGGAUACAUCAAUUGCAGUGAAACUUUUUCCUUUUCCAACACAUCUUUAUUUUCAAAUUCAAGCAGUUAUCCAAAGUUAACUUAAAAAAUACUUUUUACUUGAGAAAAAAGACAUAUAGUUAAUUUUAAUUCAGCAUUCAACCUGUCUGAUUUUUACAUCUUACUCUUUUAAGCCCUGGACACAACUUUGGACAAAUACUCUUAAGAUUUAAAUUUGAGUUUUGCUGUUCUAUGAGUUUGAACUACAAUGAUUUCAGAGGACUCAUAGUCAUUUGCGAGAGAAGUCUCAAUAAAGUAACAGUGAGAAAUUUAUUAUAGGGACCCAUGAUAAAUUAGAUAAAUUAAAGCAAAAUAAAUCCUUAAAAAAAACUAGUGAAGAAAUUAAGCAUGG